Molecule: messenger RNA, 7095 nt
Organism: Cheilinus undulatus (humphead wrasse)
Lineage: Eukaryota; Metazoa; Chordata; Actinopteri; Labriformes; Labridae
Gene: slc35e1
Product: solute carrier family 35 member E1
Exons: 6
Coding region: 70-1206 (378 amino acids)
Cellular component (GO): Golgi apparatus
Molecular function (GO): antiporter activity
Source: RefSeq, a predicted model, not a curated record
UCAGCAGAGUGUCCCUCCCCCGUUUGCAGCCAGACACACCGCCGGUGACUCGUCACUCCGCGGUGGAAGAUGGCUGCGGCGGACCGGCCCCCGAUCAGGGAAGGGAUCCGGAUUUUUUUACUCUGUGUGUGCUGGUACACAGUGAGCUCGGGAGGCAACAUCGUCAACAAAAUCAUCCUCAAUGGAUUCCCAUACCCGGUCACUGUGUCUCUGUUUCACAUCAUCUCUAUCGUCGUCUUCCUCCCGCCGUUGUUGCGGGCAUGGGGAGUCCCCAAAACAGAACUGCCGAGCAGGUACUACCGGUGGUAUAUCCUGCCUUUAGCCUUCGGAAAAUACUUUGCAUCUGUGUCGGCUCACUUCAGCAUAUGGAAAGUACCGGUUUCAUACGCGCACACCGUCAAAGCCACAAUGCCAAUAUGGGUUGUGCUGUUAUCAAGAUUAAUCAUGAGGGAGAAGCAAACCACAAAGGUUUACGUAUCGCUCAUCCCCAUCAUCGGAGGAGUGCUGCUGGCCACGGCCACAGAGCUCUCCUUUGAUGUCUCAGGGCUCAUCAGCGCACUGGCCGCCACGCUCUGCUUCUCCCUGCAGAACAUCUUCUCCAAAAAGGUGUUGAGGGACACAAGGGUGCAUCACUUGAGGUUGCUCAACGUUCUUGGCUUUAAUGCCGUUAUCUUCAUGCUGCCCACGUGGGUCCUGGUGGAUCUGUCUGUGUUUCUUGUAAACGGAGACCUGACCGACAUCUCAGGAUGGACGAGCACCUUUAUCCUCCUGCUCAUCAGCGGCUUCUGUAACUUCGCUCAGAACGUCAUCGCCUUCAGUGUGCUCAACCUCGUCAGUCCUCUCAGCUACGCCGUCGCCAACGCCACCAAGAGGAUCAUGGUCAUUAGCAUCUCACUGCUAAUGCUGCGCAACCCAGUCACUAUCACAAACGUCCUCGGUAUGAUGACGGCCAUCGUGGGCGUUUUCCUCUACAACAAGGCCAAGUAUGACUCCAACAAGGAGAAGAAGCUGCUGCCCAGCACCAAGGAUGACCUGAUGUCUUUUGACAACCCAGCGCUAGAGAAGAUCCAGGCCAAUGGCUCGGGGCCGUUCCCCCAAGGCGCAGAGCAGCAGAACAGCUGGAACAAUGUGCUGACUGACCACUUCCAGUACAGCCGGCAGACAUACACGACGAACUACAGCAGCAACCACCAGUACGUGGUGUGAGGGAGGAGGCGGUUGUAGGCAUUAACUGUGUAGCUGCCCUCCCUGUCGCGGGUUCUCUCUGCCCCACACACCAGACUGAAGGCAAGUGCUGUUUUUAGUGGAUAGGAAGAAUGAGAAGAGUUGCUCAUGACGGGCCGAUGACAUGAGCUCUCCCACACGCCUCCCUGUCCAAACUUCACUUCCUGUAUGUCAUUGCAAAUUUGUAACUUUGGUACCAGCUGUAUGGUAAAAGCUAAAUCGGCUGUUUUCAGACCCUUUGGUGACAGAUUUGAUCCAGACAUAGAGAAGUGCCACACAGAUGGGCACAUAACAGGUAGUUCUAAUUAAUUUUCACCUUCCUAUCUGGAAAUAGGGUGUUCUUUCACCAGCUGUAAUUUGUUUUGGUAUGUUUGUUCAGUGUCAGAGGAAGAAUAUCAGCUGGUAUCAUUUACUGUGAGCGUUAACAUGAACCAAAACAAGAGUCAUGUUACAUAUCAUGUAGGCAGCUCAGUGAAACAGGCCUUAACAUUUCAGGUUUUGGCAUUUUCAUGUUCAAGCUUGUCAUUUUUCUUUAAAAGGCACCUGUAAUGACCGGUCAGGAAUACUUUUUUAAAAUUUAUAUUUCAAUUGAAAAAAAAAUCCACAAUUCAGAGGCUUAAGGCUGGGUACACAUUUGUGGACAGAAGAGUGAUUUAGGUAACAGUCACCUCAGCUAUACUUUGUGUUUAGUGCUAAUUGGCUAUCAUUAGCAUACUGCUAUGCUAUGCUAACAUGUUGAACAUAUCAGCAUGUUAGCAUUGUUAUUGCCUCACAAAGCUGCUAGCACAGCUCUUAAUUUUCUUAACUCACUGAAUGCCCUCACCUUAUGAAGAGGCUCAUAUUUACAAGUGCCUGAUGAGGAAAAAUGCCCACUUUAAGAUGAUCAAAAUCCAUUAAUGCUGUCUGCCGAGGAAAGUUUCUGGUAAACCUGUAGCAUACAUGGACCAGUGAAAAAAUCAGCCACGAUUGUCAGCAAAAGUUUUAACUCACCGCUGUCACAGAACUAUCUUUUCUGAAAUGCGCACACACCUCACUACACAGCCCUGCUUCUCUUAUCUGAUGACUUUUCUCUAAAUCAGAGUGACUGUCAAAAUUGUUCAACUUUGGUACUUUUCAAUACCGUGUUUUCAAAUGAUCACUGUGAAUGGUUAAUGGACUUUGCUUGUGUAGCACUUAUUCUAGUCUUCUGACUACUCAAAGUGCUUUUUAGGCUAGAGAUAUAUUUGUGGUUUCACCUUGCAUCAAAUAUACAGAACUGUGCAGAACUUUUAGGCAUUUUUGGGCCAGUAAGCCGUCUGAGGGCACCAUCGGGCAGGGAGGAGGAGUGCCACAACCCCGGUCAUGCUUGGAUGUCCUUGCAUAUAACCAGGGGCAUGGGAAAAUAAUCUGUUGAAAAAAAACAACAACGUGAACAAAGUCAACACCUUUAGGGUGGAUGUGGUUAGUAAGCAUGGCAUUGGGUACCAUCAGGAUAGGUAGAAGGGUUGCCAUGAACUCCUGGUUGUGCUCUGGAUGUCUCAAGGGCCCGAAAACCACCAGCGGUCCCUGUACGUACCAUACUGCAUCUUGCAUACAUGUCACACUAAUUUUUUGAAGAUGUGUACAACUGACAGUACGGCUGUACUGGAACUUGGCUGCCAUGAGGCAGACACAUGAGCAUAGUUAACAGCAAGUAUAUCUCCAGUCUUACAAGUCACACUUCCCCUUUAGAGCCAGUUCACUCCACGUUCACACACUAAUGGUAAAGGCUGCUCUGUAGAUCAGUAUAAGCUAAUCGUGUUCAUACUCAUCCAUGCACAUGUGAUAGUAAGCAGUUGUCUUGCCACACAUUAACAUGAGACUAUAGAAGGUGGAGAUUGAACCCACAACCAAUACGAGAUGAUCAGCUGUACCUGCUGAGCCACAGUUGCUCCAUGUUAAGAAAUCCAAGUAUCGAAAAGUACCAAAGCUCUAAAACAUUGCAUUAAUAUCAUAAGACAGGUGCAUAGGAGAGGAAUGAAUCCACUAGAAAUUGCAAGCAAACCCCUUCACAUCUUUGUAGUCAUGCAAUUUAGACAUUUGUUUGCCUGCAACUUCUGGUAAUAAAAACAAGGAAUUACCCAAUAUUGGGUGCCAGGGUCUUGUAUUUUUGUUGCUGGGACAAACAGUUAUCAGUUAGAUUUUUUUUGUUAUGUUUUUAAAAAAGUAUAAAACUCUGAUAUCAUGACGACUCCUGAAGUGAGACGAGUUCUUUCACCCAGAACAGUCAGUGACCUCCUGCGGAUUUGUCUUUUCCCCAAAAAUCAACAAAAAUAUUUAAAUAUUAUGCAGCAUUAGUAGAAAACAUUAGCUUGAAACUUGAUUUUAGCCCAUUUAAGAAGUCUGUACAGUACAAACUGAAGCUUCUGAGUGCUGGAAGGAUGAUGUGUUAUAUAACUGUCUCUAACUGUGGAAAACGUAGUUUAGGUGUUAAAAUAAUUGGGUUUUUUUUGUCACAUUAUGGAAUUGAAAAAUAUUUAGGGUUUUUAACUUGAUUAGCCAUAUUUAUAGAUCUGCAAGGCUUCUGAGACAGAGUGAAAUGAUCUCUCCUGUCAGCUGAUUUUUUCGUUGCCUGAACCAAAGCUGCUCUCUUUCUUUUCUCUCAUUUUGUAUUUGUUUUUUCAAUCAGAGGCCCAAUUUUCACAUCAUGAAACAAUGUGUGAUGCAGAUCAUGUCUCACUGUCUGUCCACCGACUUCAAAGUUUCUGUGUUUUACUUAAAAUGAUAACAUUCAGACAGUGACUGGUCAGAGGGGACUCACAUGUCACUAAACUUGUUGAAGACUCGACUGUAACAUCGUGUAAACUGAAGGUUUUCUUCAUUAUAGUAUCUAAACUCAUGAUUCAACAAUAAGAAGCCUUUUUUUUUACUAUUUCAGGAGCUAUGAAGGCUCUCCCUCUCUCUUUGCAGGAUAGCUUCUCUUUCCUCUGAUGCACACUGAGCAUCCCUAGCAGCAAUAAAAAGGUUUUGUGUUACUUUUUGUGUGUAGCCCUACUGUUUGAAAUCUAAUUCUGCUAAUUUAAUUUAUAGGAAAAAUGCAUGUUUAAUCGAAGCAGAAGUGCCGGUUGUAGCCUCUGAGAUCCUUUUUUUUUUUUUUUUUUGGUAGAUAUUGGUAAAGAGCGAGUGCAGUUUUGUUCUAGAUAUUUUAUUUUUUUAGAGCACUGUUUGCCUUCUUUGUCCAAUUUAAAGCAAUGUUGGGGUUUUUAGUUCCUGUAAGCCUGCACUCUUCUUUGAUUUCAAUAAUUCAAUGUUUGCUUUUUUUGUAGCUCUUUUUGCUCUUCUUCUGGGAUGAUUUACAGGAUAAAUCUGUGAGAUCUUUCGAACACAUAGAAGCUCAGAUUUUCUCCAAUAGUUUUAGAAAAUGCCACUUACUCUGCAGGUAACGGUUUUGUUUUAGUUAAAAUCUAGAACAAGAAACAGCUGCUUAAUUUGAUCUUGAGAAUUUACACGACUCUAGAAUGAUUUUUCGAUAUCUAAUCUUUCUUAUCUGCCUUCUUUUUUAUGUUUAUCAUAAAAAAAGGCUGCAUAAUAAUGUCAAAAAAUUUAGAUUGUAUCAUGCAGUUAAUUGCCACAAACUGCAGUUUUGAAAUCUUGAGAAGAUGUAUUUUUAAUGCAGUUUUUCUGUUUUCAUUCCUUUCAUUCAAAAUUAACAUUUUAACUUUAAAAUCAAGUGAAAAGGCAAAGUUAAGUUUUGGCCGUGAUGCCAAAAGGGGAAAAUAUAAUGCUGAUGUCUGCAAAUCUGAUGGUUUGGUUUCUGUGCCACAUGUCUCUAACCUGUUAUUCACACGUACAACAGCUGAGCCGCACUCCGCCCACGAAGCACAGUGCGGCUCAAAUCGCUCCCUGUCUAGUUGUUGUGAGCACUCACGCUGCCCGCGCUCCAAACUGCAUCAAUCCACAUGGAGCAGUUCAAUCCAGUCUGACAGAAAAACAUGCAAGGUGUCUAAAAUAUAAUGUAGAGACUACUGACAGUGAAUCGCCACUUUACCAACAUUACGUCUCAUCCUGUGGCAGAAGCUACAUUGGGAGGUCAGUGGGUCACAGAGCCGUAAAUGCUACUGAUGAGAAAAAAUUAACUUCUUAGGAAAACAACAUUUUAACUUCAUAAUGUACUCAUGACAGAAGCAAUAAAAUCAUGGAAUCAUGUUACAAUAAAUCGCAAAUCAUUGCCAUCAAAGAAAAUAAUCCACUUGAUAUAUUAUUCUGUUUUGAUCUCAUGCCCCCUCGUCUCGGUCUGCUCAGAGCUGCGCUGCUCUUUAGACACGCUUCCAGUGUGAGAAGUCGCUUGCCUUCAGUCGUUGCACAUCUUGAACACCAAGUAGCUGUUUUAUGUGUGAAUUAGAGGACAAAGAGGAGCAUUAAGAGCUAAAGCCCAACAAGUUUAAUUAUUUUUGAGACACAUCAGACCUUUGGUUUGACUGUAACAUCUUGUGCAUUUGUGCACAAUUAAUAUGGAGGAUUAAUACUGUGGAAGUAUCAGAAUACCACGCUCUGAAAACAUAGAAUCACUGGUGGGCUGUCAAGGACAAAACUACAACUUUGCUUCAUAAAUAUUGGCUGAAACGAAGAGAGCUGGUGGCAACACUUAUGCUGCGUCUCCACCAAGUGGUCUGCUUUGGUUUAGCAAUAGUGGAAAUAGCUGCGUCAGCUAUGUAACAAUGUAACAUGACUGUAGCCCAGAAUGGUGUAGCAUGCCAGUGAAUUUUAUAAAAAAGGAGCAACAAUGGAGGAGCUGAGGUGGUCCAUGGAGAAGUGCUGUGGACUGACGUCUAAAAAUACAAACAGAAAGCCUUGAAAUUACUCUCUUGAAAUCCACUGGAUUUUCAAGGAUGGGACCUUUCCAAACUAUUACAUUGGAAUUACAAAUAUUUGUGUACCAACCUGAACUGAGCAGAUUUUAUUGGUGGAAACACAGAAAACCUUCAGAAACAGACAAGUUCAAAUCAUGAUCAGCUGGCAAUUGAAACCACAGCAUUCAAAACAGAUUUCAGCUUUUUUCUCUCUCACUGUUUCAGUCAGGAGCAUGCAACAUAUCUUUCACUCACAGGUGAUUAAAUUCAAACAUUUUCAUGUGUAAAAUUAUUGAUCUGGUUGUAAGGGACAUGGUGCCGAGAACUGUGACGACCCAAAACAUAAGUUUUACAUCCAGACAAGCUUUAUUUACACAGAAAUGAAACAGUCCUACUCUCAUGUUAAAAUGAAAUGCCGUGUCUCUACUUCAGAGUCAAACUUUGUAUUUCUAUCUAGAUUUAAUUGAACUUUUGAGCCUUUCUGGCUAAAUCAAAGGGUCACUUCCUGCAGCAAUAUUUUCCUUUCUUCACAUUUUCUCUUCAUGUCCUUCGUCGUGUUGCCAAAAGCAGAGUCUAUGUUCUUUCUGCUGCUGAUGCGCUGCAGCAUGGAGGCCUUGUUUGCAGGUGAACAAGAUGUAAAACUCGUAAAUUACAUGUUGUAGUUUAUGAAUUCCCUAAUGAUUGUGUAUUUCUGUACAAUAGGUGAAAAAGAACUGUAAGAUAAAACAAAAGUUGAUCUGAACGUCAACUCUCCUGUAAAGAUUUUACUUGAGAUGUAAAUGACAUAAAGAAGGGGGGGUUAACUUGUAAAACUUGUAUAAUUAUUAUUUUUGUGCGUCUUUAAUGGAUCUCCAGACAGAAUUUUUACUUAACUGAUGUUUAUAGAUUUUUAUUUAUGUGUCCAGGUACAAAAAUGUUGUACAGAGGUGCAGCUUUGCACAUUCUUGUGUGCUUAUGUUUAGUAAAUGCUAUUUUUAAAUGUCGGGGAAAAAAUAAAUGCAUUAUGGAAUGCUCAGCAUAUCAACUGUCUGAUUUUUUAUUGUUUUAAUGAGUUUGACUGUCA